Molecule: messenger RNA, 1047 nt
Organism: Myiozetetes cayanensis
Lineage: Eukaryota; Metazoa; Chordata; Aves; Passeriformes; Tyrannidae
Gene: DDN
Product: dendrin
Exons: 1
Coding region: 110-892 (260 amino acids)
Source: RefSeq, a predicted model, not a curated record
CGACAACCCGAGGGGACGGGGGGCAGCGGCCCCUGGGGGGGGAAUCCACCGCCCACACCCCGGCCCCCGGUGCCGGCGGGCAGGUUGUGCCCCCACCUACGAGGUGCACAUGCAGCGGGUGCAGGCGGCCCAUGCCCGCCGGGGGCCUCCCUACAUCUCCCCCCCUGCCUACGACGCUCCCCACCGCACCCUGCAGCUCCGGCCCCCCCGGGGACCCCGCAGCCCCCCAGUGGCACCCCGGGCCCGGGGGGCUUUGCCAGGGGGCUGGAGCCACACGCUGCCCCGGGCGGCCACCGAGGCCAAGCACCGGCGGCCUCGCGGGACGCAGCCGCCCCCGGGGAGUGCCGGCACCCCCCGGCACUGCCAGACGCUGCCGCGGGCGGCGGCCGGCCGGGAGCGGAUGCUGGGGCAUGGAGAGGGCGGCGGGGGUCGGGGGCACGUCCUCAUCGAUGCCACCCGCGUGGUGGUCCGGGCGCAGUACGUGCCCCCCCCGCAGCGCCAGCAGGUCCGCUAUGCUGGGGGGUCCCCGGGGCCCACCAGCCCUCCCCGCAGCCCUCCUGCGCCCCCCGGGGCUCUCACCCCCCCGGCAGAGCCCUCGCCCCCCCGGGAGCCUUCAGGGAGCCCCCGCAGUCCGUGGCGGAGCCCGGGGGGCUGUGGGGGUCCCCGUGGGCGGCCCCCCCCGCGGCGGCCGGUGCUGUACGCCCAGGCCCUGCGGGAGGCCGUGUCCCGCAUCCGCCGCCACACCGCGCCCGACUCCGACUCGGAGGCCGAGGGGAGCGUGGGGGGGUCCCGGCGGCGGCUCUGCCGAGACCCUCGUGCCUACAGCAGCAGCAGCAGCAGCCUGGAGAGCACCGGGGCCCCCCCUGGCCCCGCCAGCCCCACCCGAGCCUGAGGGGCGGGGCUUGGUAGGGUGUGGCACCUCGAGGGCGGGGUUUGGCUGGGUGUGUCCAUCGGAGGUGUGGCUUGGCAGGGUGUGGUCCUGGGGGCGGGGCUCAGGGCUGGAGCUCCCGCGAGCUGACCCCAAUAAAGGGUCCCCAUGUGGCGCCU